Messenger RNA from Fusarium odoratissimum NRRL 54006, 1078 nucleotides. RefSeq lists its product as uncharacterized. The transcript is spliced from 4 exons. Lineage: Eukaryota; Fungi; Ascomycota; Sordariomycetes; Hypocreales; Nectriaceae. The record is from RefSeq and is a predicted model, not a curated record. The coding region runs from base 210 to 1040 and encodes 276 amino acids.
CGAGGAUAACCGGCGCAAAGCCGUACCACAGUAAUUCGUCCGCCAUGAGCAAUCGCGAACCCCACGUCUGCAUGGUGCAUUCCAAGUAUGUAUAAAAAACGCCAUACCUGAUACAAUGCAGCCCCGAUAUUAUCAGCAUUCCAUUGCCUCGUCAAUUCCAUCAACGAUUCAUCAAUUCAUCGCACCGAAACCCCUUUAUACACCUCACAAUGGUCGGGAGACUUGAAGGAAAGAACGCCAUCAUCACUGGCGCAGCCGGCGGUGUUGGCCUCGAGUCCACCAUCCUCUUCCUCCAACAGGGCGCUUCUGUCCUCAUGACGGAUAUCAACAACGCCGCCCUCGAACGAGCCCUCAGCAAAGUCAAAAGCGUUGUACCGAAUCCCACCGGCAGAGUAGAGAUAAAGGUCGUCGACGUGUCCAAAGAGGAGCAGGUCGAGGCAGCUGUCACACAUCUGGAUGCCUGGGGCGGCGUGGAUGUCAUGUUCAACAACGCAGGCAUCAUGCACCCCAGGGAUGGCGACUCGGAGGAGUGUCCGGACAGCAUCUGGGACUUGACGUUUGAUGUAAAUGUCAAGGGAGUCUGGUACGGUUCGAAGCAUGCCGUGCGAUCGCUGAGGAAGCAUGGCAAGACCAAGGGCAGCAUCAUCAACACGGCCAGCAUGGUUGCUAUUGUUGGGGCCGCGACCCCUCAGGUUGCUUAUACUGCCAGCAAAGGUGCUGUUCUUGCUUACACUCGUGAGAUGGCUAUCGUUCACGCACGCGAAGGCUUCCGCUUCAACUCACUUUGCCCUGCACCACUCAACACACCCAUGCUACAAGAGUUCCUCGGCGACGACAAGGCCAAGCGAUUCCGCCGCGAAGUCCACUUCCCCACUGGUCGAUUCGGCGAGGCUAUCGAGCAAGCGCAAGCCGCAGUUUUCCUCGCCAGCGACGAGAGCAGUUUCGUUAAUGCACAUGACUUUGUUGUUGAUGGCGGUUUGACCAAGGCUUAUGUCACACCAGAGGGUCCUGCCACCCAGGCCCCCAAGAACCAGGGAUAAUGCAGUCUCAUAGCUCAUCUCAUAACAUAAUUGACGUG